Messenger RNA from Platichthys flesus (European flounder), 2994 nucleotides. It is a transcript of the gene syne2a, whose product is annotated as spectrin repeat containing, nuclear envelope 2a. The record is from RefSeq and is a predicted model, not a curated record. Gene Ontology annotation, cellular component: nuclear outer membrane; cytoplasm; meiotic nuclear membrane microtubule tethering complex. Lineage: Eukaryota; Metazoa; Chordata; Actinopteri; Pleuronectiformes; Pleuronectidae. The transcript is spliced from 23 exons. Bases 205 to 2994 code for a protein of 929 amino acids. Gene Ontology annotation, biological process: nuclear migration. Gene Ontology annotation, molecular function: actin filament binding.
GGCUCGGGCUUCUCCGGUGACAGUGGCCGGGGUCGUCCUGCAGCUCUGCCUGCAGACUCCAGAUCUGUCAAACUGCUUCAGGUUUCACGUCCUCCAGCCGGCUCGCAGCGAGAUCCUCUCUUCUUCUUCUGAGCAGAAGUCCCUGUUGUCUGGAGCUGCACCUCCACCACUCUGCUGCAUACUGGUGCCAUGCUGUGAGGAACCAUGUCGUCAGACUUCCACUCUGGAGAUGAUCUGGUGGAGAGGGGGUGCAUCCCCCUGGACAUCGACAACGUCCACAUGCUCCUGCAGGUGGAACAAGAACAGAUUCAGAAGAGGACCUUCACUAACUGGGUCAACGCUCAGCUGGCAAAGCGGAGGCCACCAUGUAUGAUCCUGGACCUGUUCAGCGACUUCCGCGACGGCUCCAAACUGCUGGACCUCCUGGAGGUGAUGAGCGGUCAGCGCAUCAGUCGGGAGAGAGGAAGAGGAAUGUUUCAGCACAGGAGCAACAUCGAGAAAGCCCUCUCCUUCCUGAAGAAGAAAUCGAUCAAACUAGUCAACAUAAACAUUCCUGACAUCAUCGAUGGAAGGCCGUCCAUCAUCCUGGGCCUCAUCUGGACCAUCAUCCUGCAGUAUCACAUCGAGGAGUUGGCCAGCAGCCUUUCCUUCGACUCGCGUCAGGGCUCCAUGGAGUCGCUGGCCAGUCUGGACUCACGCUCCACGCUGUCGAGCCGCUCGGCCAGCAGCAGCCCGCUGCCCCCCCGAGCCUCGCCGCUGCACAACCGCUUCCGGGUCUCUGCCAAGAAGGCGCUGAUGCUCUGGGUCCGGGAGCAGUGUCACCGAGCCGGCUGCUCACUCAACGUGAAGGACUUCAAGUCCAGCUGGCGGAGCGGGGUGGUGUUCCUGGCCAUCCUCUACGCCCUGCGGCCCGACCUGGUGGAUCUGUCCCGAGCCAGGACCAGAAGCAACCGGCAGAACCUGGAGGAGGCGUUCCGCAUCGCAGAGCGGGAGCUGAGGAUCCCCCGACUGCUGGAGCCUGAUGAUGUGGACGUUCGAGACCCGGACGAGAAGUCCAUCAUGACCUACGUGGCCCAGUUCCUGCAGUACUCCAGGGACCUGCCGCUGGCCGAGGACGACACGCAGACACAAUAUCUGAACACUCCUCCUAAAGUUCCUUCUCCCAUCAACCUGCCUGUUCACUACACUCCUGCUAUUUCUGCGUCUCCUCUGCGACAGGCGACUCCUGAUCGAAAGGCCCAGGAAGUGACGCUCUGGUUGGUUCAGGCCUACGACGAGCUGCUGGAGGGAUGGGACUCCACCGAGGGCGAGAGCUACUCAGAGAGAUACCACGUGUUUCAGACGUUUCUGGUGUCGUUCAACGAGCAGCGCCGGCCCAUCAUGCCUCUGCUGACGGCCAUGAGACGCACCCCGAAGCUGAGUGAUGAGCAGAGGAACCUGAGAGAGGCCUGGGACACCCUGACUGAGAAGCUUCGUGAAUAUAGAAUCGAGCUGGACAUGGGUCUCCCCCCCCCACUGGACACGGUGGCCCGCUGGCUGCUGAAGGCCGAGGGGGCUCUGGCCGAGGAGCAGGGCGACCCUCAGGACCACGGCCGCGCUGCCGACGAAGCCCGAGAGAACCAGGAGCUGCUCAAAGUUUGUCUGGAGGAGAUGCCGCAGCAGCUGAAGACCUUCCAGUCCUUCCAGAACCUGGACGAGUACGGAAACAUGAUGGUUCCAGCAGACAAGAUCGACGAGCUGAAGAGGAGGUUCACCGGUGUGAGAGUGACUGCCAAGUACCACGGCAUCAAGCUGGAGUACCGGGAGCACCGCCACACCGUUCUGGAUCUGUUGGGUCGGAUCAGGACCAAGCUCCUUGUCUGGAAGAGACCGUUCAUCUCCCCAGAGGCCGUCCGGGUGCUGCUGCAGGAGUGGCAUGAGCUGAUCAACAGACAGGAGCUAAGUUCUCUGUUGGAAGCAGCUCUUCAUAAACUGAAGCAGAUUUCUGAGAAAUAUUCAAGCAAAUCUGCUCUCGCUGCAGAUUAUAACCACGUCAGUCAGCAGGUGAAGCAGCUGGAGGAGAGCACCGCCCUGGUUCUGGAGGAGGUGACCACAGUGAAGAGCACCAUGGGCCGGGUCCUGUCCGCCUGGGACUCGUACAGCGACGGCCUCAGCUCCCUGCAGGCCUGGCUUGAGCAGAGCUCUGCAGGACUGAGCCCGGGCCACAGACCAGCGGUGUCGUCUGAAACUCUGGCCGAGUGGGGCUCCCGACAGGCCCACUUGAACGAGGUGGGCAACUUCCUGAUCGAGUCCACAGACCCUCAGACCAGCAGGAGUCUGGCAGAGGAGCUGCGCCGCCUCAACAUGUACUGGGCCGAGUUCGUCAAGGAAAACACUUUCGACAACGUGUCUGAGCCCAGCGCCGACGUCCAGACCAGAUCCCCAGACCCGCAGGCUCUGAUCAGAGAAGCCACUCUGAUUCUCAAAGAGCCUCUGGAGGCGAUGGCCGGCCCUUUGCGCACCUACAGAAAAAGAAUACAGUUUAUCAUGAGGAGGCUCAAAGAAGUGGAUCUGGAGGCUCUAGCUCCCUCCCCAGAAUGUUCAUCUGAUCAGAUCCAGAAGCUGAAGUUUGCUUUACCUGACGUGAUCCAGACCCUGUUUGAGGUGGAUCAGGUGUGUGUGGAGCUGCAGCACAGUGUGUCGGGUCUGGACAGUCGACUGGCUGAGCUCCUGCACUGGGAGACGGAGGCCAGGGAGCUUUACCAGCUGCUGAGGGCCGCACAGCGACAGCAGCGGGGCCAGGACCCAAGAGCCAGGUCCCUGAUUUCCCGUGGUCUGCAGCUGGAGGGGCAGGUGGUGACGGAGGAACAGGACCUGCAGAUGGUGGUGAUGACCAAUCAGAAGAGCUCUCCCAUCCGGUACCUCCAUGCCUCUGCUAUGCAGGACAGAGUGCGGGCGGCUGUUGCUCAGUCUCAGGAAAAGAAAAUCAAGAGAAGCACAGCAAAGAAAUUAUGA